CAGAUAAACCUGAAUUUCAGGCUGUUUGGAAUCAGCUGCUCUCAAAGACAAUCCAGCAAGCAUGUCGACAUGCACAUUAUUCACCCGCCAAUGGCCUCGUCGCCUACGCUGUUCCACGUCGCGCAUCUCCCUUAAAAGCGUUAACCGUCCGGCGCUCCAGUCACGCCCAACCCUUCGUCGCGCAUACGCCUCUAUCUCCGCCGCAGAUCUUAAAUUCGGCCAACCAUUACACGAGACACAUCCUCAUAUACUCAAUCCUGGAGAACUAACACCUGGGAUCACUGCGCUCGAGUAUGCUCAUCGUCGUUCGCGACUCGCAAACCGACUACCAAAACAUGCAAUUGCGGUGUUGAGCGCUGCGGAGGUCACAUAUCGCGCGUCGGGUAUCUUUAACGAAUACCGACAAGACUCCAACUUCUUUUACCUCACAGGUUUUGAUGAACCCAAUGCGCUGGCUAUAAUUGGAAAUGAUGGCUCCGGAGAUAAUCACCUUUUUCACCUCUAUGUGCGGGAGAAAGAUGCGAAAGCUGAGCUUUGGGAUGGAGCUCGAUCAGGCACGCGCGCUGCAAUUGAUGUCUUUAAUGCUGAUGAAACAGGUGAUAUAGAACGCAUUGGGGAUAUACUCCCCCCUAUUCUUUCUGGUGCUACGGAGAUCUUUACGGACAUCCCGGCAUUUAAUCCGGGUAGAUCCUCCUUGCAUCGAUACCUAUACGGACCCUCCGGUACAUCUGAGCAGCUGAAAAAGAUCGUUGACCACAGUAAGGUCAAGCCGUUACGACACAUCUUGAAUGAAAUGAGAGUGUUCAAGAGCGAGGACGAAGUUGUGCAGUUGCGUCGAGUCGGCCAGGCUUCUGGAAGAGCUUUCACGGAAUCCAUGAGGCAAACGUUUACCCGAGAGAAGGACCUAACAUCAUUUUUGGAGUACAAUCUCAAAGUAAAGGGCUGCGACACAAGUGCCUUUGUGCCUGUUGUUGCUGGCGGUUCUAAUGCUUUAAGCAUCCAUUACACGAGAAAUGAUGACGUCUUGAGGGAUGGAGACAUGGUACUGGUCGAUGGGGGUGGAGAAAUGGGAACUUACAUCUCUGACAUUACGAGAACCUGGCCCGUUAACGGCAAGUUCUCCGAUCCUCAGCGCGACUUGUAUAAUGCAGUUUUAAACGUGCAGCGUACUUGUGUGUCCCUUUGCAGGGAGAACGCAAACGUUUCUCUGGACAAACUGCACACAAUCGCAGAGAACGGUCUUCGAGAUGAGCUGCAACAGCUCGGGUUUGAUGUUUCAGGAAGUACAAUGGGGAUUCUGUUCCCUCACCAUUUGGGCCACUACGUAGGGCUGGACGUCCAUGACUGUCCCGGUUAUUCUCGUGGUUAUAACUUGAAGGCCAGCCAAUGUAUUACUAUCGAGCCCGGUAUUUACGUUCCCGACAGUGACAGAUUUCCUGAGAAGUUCCGGGGCAUCGGAAUCCGUAUCGAGGACAGCGUCUGUGUUGGGGACGAGAAUCCUAUUGUGCUUACCACCGAGGCAGUGAAGGAAGUUGACGAUAUCGAAGCCCUUCGGGGAUAAAGUGAGUAGGAAACUGUACUGGAUAGAUACCCACUGUAUAUGAAUGUAUGUACCAUAGGAGUGACCUAGCAUAAAGGGGAGUUGUAGAGUAUGAAAAUAGCUGCUCUUACCUUUGGC
This is a messenger RNA of Aspergillus alliaceus, 1678 nucleotides long. Its product is annotated as aminopeptidase P family protein. The coding region runs from base 62 to 1561 and encodes 499 amino acids. Gene Ontology annotation, cellular component: mitochondrion. The transcript is spliced from 11 exons. The record is from RefSeq and is a predicted model, not a curated record. Lineage: Eukaryota; Fungi; Ascomycota; Eurotiomycetes; Eurotiales; Aspergillaceae. Gene Ontology annotation, molecular function: manganese ion binding; metalloaminopeptidase activity.